AGCAGGUCCUGAAACGCGCCGUGCGCCGCCGCCGGAUGCUGCGCGCAGGCAGGCUGGUCAUUUUGAGAUCAAUAGCAAAGCUCGCUUAUGUGCAGUACGGUGGUUGUUUUUGGUCUCCUGAACAGGAGCGCGGAGUAAAACAUCUUUUGAAUUCCGAUUUGACUUGAAGAGGUUCGCCUCUAAAACUCACUCAGUCACCGGGAGCCGGUUUGUGCAGCGCGUCCCGGUCCACUCAGGAGGUGACAGAAAGAAGAUACAUCUGAAGUCUAAGGCUUUUUUACUUGAACCACAAAGUGCUUUUUUUUUCCUUUUUGUUUUUGACUGACUUUGCAUAAUUAUUUAUUUUUUUUACAUUAUAUUCUUAAUUUUUUGGGCACGUGACAUUUUUUGUUGGAUAUGACACCGCAUGAUGUGAUCGCUUGUCCGCACUCAGACGCUGAACUGAAGGGGGAUCUUCACGUGAGAACAGCAGCCGAGGACGAUUUAUAAAAAAAAAGAAGAAAUGUGCACAGGACAACCGGGAUCACUGGAUCUGUAAAGAGCUGUUCUACCUUUCGCGCCUAAUUUUUAAAUGUUAUUUAUUUAUUGAUUGUUUUCUAAAAGACUGACGGGAGAGUUGUGCCUCCAUCGGUGAAAGUACGGGGGGGUGGGAGGGUGUUCACGGUCAGCAGACCGACAAGAAAAAAAGAGCAAAAUAGUCAUACUUUCCUUGCUUUACGUAUUUUGUUUAUUUUUCGUGUUUUGGAUGAAUAAUUGUUAAAAACUUAGACAUAUUUUUGCCGACCUGGGACUGGCGCUACUUGACCCACAGCAGAAGAAAGGAAGACAGAAGCUCCUCUGGUUCAGGAGACACCACAACUAAUCCGCUGCUGUGAUUCCAAUUGUUCCUUCAUUCUAAUUUUUUUUUUUAGUUUUUUGAUGUUUGAACGCCUCAUUUUAACUUUUCGAUCAGAUGUGUUGCUUUUACCUUUAAACACAAUCUUUUUUUAACAAGGAAAAAAAAAAAAACUAUCUUUUUGAAGGAAAGCCUUUUUAGUCACUGGAAGUCCCAUCUGUCAUCAUAGCCCGCAAAGUGGAAGACCGAAGCGGGUGUUGUUUUUAAGAUCCUCUGGUUGCUUGAAGGGCCCUGGAGCCCCCUCUCUGCACCGAUGGAGAUUCAUUGUAAGCACGACCCGUUCGCGGCGAUGCACAGACAUGGCGGCGUGAACCAACUCGGAGGCGUGUUUGUAAACGGCAGACCUCUUCCAGACGUGGUCCGACAGCGAAUAGUGGAGCUCGCCCAUCAAGGGGUUCGACCCUGCGACAUCUCGAGGCAGCUACGGGUCAGCCAUGGAUGCGUCAGCAAGAUACUGGGCAGGUACUAUGAAACGGGCAGCAUCCGCCCUGGGGUAAUCGGGGGAUCCAAACCAAAGGUUGCUACACCCAAAGUGGUCGACAAGAUCGCCGAUUACAAACGCCAAAAUCCCACCAUGUUUGCCUGGGAGAUCCGGGACAGGCUCCUGGCCGAGAGAGUUUGCGACAACGACAGCGUUCCCAGCGUCAGCUCCAUCAACAGGAUCAUACGGACUAAGGUUCAGCAGCAGCCAGGUCAAGCGGGCUCGGUGUCGGCUCACAGCUUAGCGACGUCUGUAGCUGCCACGCAGGUUUCAGCGGUCACCAGCGACUCUGCUGGCUCGUCAUACUCAAUCAGUGGCAUCCUGGGAAUCAGCUCUGCUGCUGAUGUGGGCAAGAGGAAGAGGGAUGAAGUUUUACAGGAGUCACCGCUGGCUAACGGGCAUGGCCACAGUGGGCGGGACUUCCUCAGGAAGCAGAUGAGAGGGGAGCUGUUCUCGCCGCAGCAGAUUGAGGUAUUGGACCGCCUCUUUGACAGACAGCCAUCUUGUCCAAUCCAAACCACCACUGAGCUCUAUGUGAGCCCUGACUCUGGCAAGACAUCAGACUACUCAGCCAUGGCCUCUCUAGCAGGCGGACUGGACGAGAUGAAGAACAGUUUGGCCAAUCCAGGCACAGGGACAGAGUUAGGAUCCAAUGUGUCUGGCCCACAAUCCUACCCGCUAGUUCCAGGUCGAGACCUGGCCAGCACAACUCUGCCAGGCUACCCUCCUCAUGUGCCCCCAACUGGACAGGGCAGCUACUCCACUCCCUCGCUCACUGGCAUGGUACCGGGAGGAGAUUUUUCUGGAAGUCCAUAUUCCCACCCACAGUAUUCCACGUACAAUGAAUCAUGGAGAUUUCCAAACCCUAGUCUAUUAGUGUUUCAGCAGGAUUAUGGGUCUCUCCUGGGGACGGAGAUCGGCUGCUCGUCCAGUCUCUUCACCAGUCAGGCAGGACAAAUGCAAGGAUCACCGUAUUAUUACAGUGCAACGUCAAGGGGAGCAGGCCCUGCUGCCACUGCAACAGCCUCUGCCUACGAUCGCCACUGACCCCUCCAGAAAGAAGAGAAGGAUGGAGAGCAGGAAGACCAGGGAGGAAAUAAAUGGAUAGCACCAGCACCGUUCAGUAAAAACCUGCCUGUAUGAGCAAGGACUGAGGCAAGAAGGAGUUUUUCAGAUCUUUUGACAUCAGUGAUGUUUGCUUUUCAUUUGAUUCCAAACCAACAAACAUUUGUUUUGGCUUCAAAACAAUACUGCCUGGUUGUACAUUACUGUACAAAUACAGAAAACAUUUUAUUAAAAGUACCAUUACAAAUUUGGACCCUCCUACAUUAUGUUCAGACUUUUUUAUUUCCAUUCAUGAAACCCAAGAAGUCAAGCUAGUUGUUUUGUUUAGAGACUGCUAUAUAUUUGAACAAAUCAGAGCAAAUCCCUUCUUAGACAGUACUUUUUAUGACUUGACAUCAAUCAAUUUUCUAUGCCAUGCUGCAGUGGAGUGAAGACAAUCCAAUCCUCAUAAAUCUGAAAGACCAAAAUCCUCCAUGAAUUUAUUCUACUUUGUUUUCUGUGGCUUCAACACAACUAAUCUAGAAACACAAUGUUGAACGAGUAACAACUUUUUAUGGCAGAAGUAUACCAUCCCUCUAUCUUUACUUUUUGUUACUUUGUUUGAGCCUUUUAUGCCAGCUGAGCACAAGGAAGAAAGUGUGUAGAAAUGGUAUUUAUACCCUUUUCUGUUACUUACAAUCACAAACCGUGAAAGAAAAGAAAAUGACACAUUCUUUUAACUGAAAACCCUCCUCAUAGCAUGAUGCUGCCACUAGUCUCCAGGAUGAUGUGCAGUGUUCCUCAUUUCAGCUGCGUACUACUUUGUGUUGGUAUAUCAAAUAACAAACAGAAAUUACAAUGAAAUUUGUGGUUAUAAUGUAAAGGAAAAAAAUCUGAGGGGCAUGAAUACUUUGCCCUGUAAAGUAUUCAGGAGGCUGGAGUUAGUUUCCCAAAGUGGCAUUUUUUAGCUUUCUGGUUGUAAGAUUCAGUAAAAACGUAUCAAAUGUGCAGCCUGAUUAGCUCAUCAUCACUUAUAAUCACUGUUUAAUGGUGGGGUUUGGCAAACAUCAGCACUAUUACCUAAUAAAACCUGCAUCCUCACAACAUGGUUAUAUUUAGAGAACGGGCUGACCGAUGCCAAAGAUGGCAACCACCCCUCACCUGCUUGGAAAUUGUUUGACUGGUAAACCAGAAGCAUUUCUUAGCUUUCCCACAUCAUGUGCAAAAUAGCAUGUUCAUACACUGUACGUGCAGACAGGUUAGAAUCAAACUUGCUUGUGAAGGCACUGCAGAGAUCUUAACAGAUUUAAAACCUAAAGUUUUAAUAACACCUGACCUUUUUAUUUUCCUUACAUAAAUGGCAAUGUUUUAACCAGUUUUGAUCUGACCUAAAGAGAGAAUACUGAGAUAUUUUAGUUGCAAUAUUUCAGAUAACUAGGUGGAAAUCAAAUCAGUUUUAGAAGUUUCAGGUUGUCUCAAUUUAUCCAUGCCUUCAGAUCCAUGCUUGCAUUUAAGUGGCGCAAAUGACAUCAGACAACUAGAGUAUUUACCCUUUACAGAUGUCUUCUGCUUCUUUCUUUAUGAGUGACACAUUUAUUUAUUGAGAAGAAAGCCAUUAAAACCAGCUUCACAAUGUAAUUGUACCCCUGCUUAAUUUUACAUUUACUGUGAUUUAACAAAUUGUUUUUGGUUCAAUUUAAUCAGCCAAAUCUCUGGACCUGUAAAAUCAGGUAUUCUCCAAUCACAUCUCAAUGCAAAGCAAAACUAACAAAGAGACAAAGCUAUUGACCUAUCAGUCUGACCAGAGUCACAAAAUAAUUGUAUAAGUCUUUGGGACAGUUGACAAAUUCAGAAAACAUCCAACACUUGUGAACUUUUGCAGGAGUGGACAGCCUUCUAAAAUUAUUCACAAAUUCAUCCUUAUCCAUAAGGUCCCCCGAAAAGACCAGAACAAUGUCUGCAGGCCUGGCUUGCCUCAGUUAGAGUCAGUGGCGAAAUUGUAAUCAAAAAGAACCGAAAGGCCUGUAAGGCGUCUUAAUUUUUCCUGGGAAUUUAGGGAAACAUUUUCUGGACUAGUUUGAAGAAAAGUGGAAACUGUGUCUGAGGAUUUCUGUGUCUGUAUUUAAAUCAGAAGAGAAAAUGUUUGAUGAUAUGAAACAUUAAAGUGUGACCAUAGCAGAAGCACAAGACAUCUGCAAAGUGGCAAAUACUUUCUCAUAGCACUAUACAUGCCUGUCAGUAAAGCACAACCUAAAAUCUGAGCCCUCCACUAUAUGAACUGUUCAAAUAAACCAAAAAUCUUUCCCACCUAUUGUUGUCACUGUACAUUAAGGUGCUAUCCUACCUCCCCAGCAAAGAUUUUGUAGUCCUGUUCAAGAGCUAUUUAUCAUGGAGUAAUAUAUUCAGAGGUUUUCCUGCGCUGCACUCCUGGGUGAGAGUAAACGCUUGUGAUUUAUGAUAGUGUCAUGUGCUAGAAUAGUGAUAAUAUGAUGUGGAUGACGAUGCAGUUAAUAAUGAAAUCUGAAAAACCUUCAGUACAAUAAGAAGUCUUUGUUUAUAAAUGUGAUCAAAUUGAGAUUUUCCUGUUUAUAGUUUGUUGCCUGGUACCAAUGGACAGAGGCGUCUCCUGCAAAUGUUCAGAUCAAGAACCAGGAAUCAACCCUUGUUUUCUUGUUCUCUGGUUCUCCUGUGCUGUCGAUUACUUUUUUUAAAACUCCCCAAAGAUGGCUCCCCCUAGUGGAUUGGCUGACAAAAGCACAAAGAGACUCAAAUCACUGUUUUUAUCGAGUUCUUCUCCUCUUCUUUCUGACUGCUUGUGUUGUUGGAGAUACUGAAAGAAUUCCUAUAAAGCUUUGUUUUUAUGAAAAAUCUGUGAAAGGUUUCUCCUGUUCUUUCAAGUUGACUUUGGUUUAUUCCCUACAUCACUUCUGCGCUGCGACAAUUGCUUGACACCAGGGUUGAGGCCUUACCCAUCAUGUUUAGAAUAGGAUAGACUUGCCUUCUGGCAUUGAUUUGAAAUCAGUGUGUUGUUCUUCACACACAUCAGAGUGUGCGGGCAACGUCUUCCUUGUUCGCAAGAUUUAAAGAAAUCAGUGAAACAGAAAACAAUUUUAUUUAUUCCCGUUCAAAUUUCAGAGUACAAGUUUUAUUCAUGAAAACAGCAAACAGUUUAAAGCCACUCGCUGUGGUUUUAGCAGAUAUCUGCAAGUGUUUACAAAGUCUUUGGUUUCCUUUCUUUAUCAUGGUUGGCUCGCUAUUGUUCAUCAUUGCUGCUGUGCAGUUUUAGUAAACACCAAAUCUACAGUGGGGAACAAAACAGAGGUUUACAAACCUCUGCUAAGCAAGAUCAUUUUAAAACUUUACUCUUUCUUUGAUCUUUUUAUUUUAACUUGUAAUAGAUUUGAUCAUUUUACAUUUGUAAAAGUUCUGCAUCUACAUCGCUAAAGAAGAGUUGUGUGACAGCGGACCUGCUGGUCCUCAUCUUAGCUAUAGACUUUCCUUUUUUCUGUCUUUUUCUCUCAGUCCUUCUGAGGCAUUAUUGAACCUGAACCACACCAGCUGAAAACAAGGACAGUGCCUUUGGUUUUAUAUAUGUCGACAUCCCCCUUACUGAAUGUGAGACGCUAAAACUAAAAUUGGCCUCACUGUCUCUUAUGUCUAUUAAAAUACUCUGGACAUCUGCAUUUGUAAAUUCAAACAAACCUCUCAACAGUGACAUAAAGCUUCACCUUCCACACCUAAAACUGAUCUACCACAGUCUGAGUCAUAGAUGAGGGAAAUGAAUGUGUUUUCAAUCACAGACCUGCUAAACUUCAUUCUCUUUUAUCAGCUCUAUACAUGGCAGCAUAUUGCUUAGAAUAAUUAGACGAUAAAUUUGAUUUCUUAUUUAGAUGUCAGUAUUUUAACCGCUUCUGACUUAAAGUUUAGUUAAUGUUCCUUCCCCUGUUAUGAUAAAGUUGCCAAGAUGUGCACUUUUGUAAACACCAGGCAGCUCUCUUGAUGUAGACCUGAGAGCAGAUCAAUCGGUGAAUCGAUAGCUGUAUCAGCUGCACUCCACUUACUUUUAUACUAGAACAUUCAGAAGCUGUCAAUGUACCCCAUAAAGAUAAAGUUAUCUCAUAUUAAAUGUCUUUAUUUUAUAUCUUAAUAGCUUAAAGAGAUAUUUUGGUCAGCCAAAAUCAGUAAUAGCAAAACUCUAAUUGGUGCAUCUCUAAUUAAUUUUAUUUGAAUGUCAAUGACUUUUGUUGGACUCCCGACAGAAAACACACAGGCCUGUAUGGAUGCUUCCAAAAGCCAAGUGAAGAUGAUUAACUAAGGUUUAACUUCAAAGUACUGUAGUAUGCUAGGUAGUUAAAAUGUUGAAGUGUAGCAAGUCAGCGUCAAAUCACUUUACAAAAAGUCUGUCAUCUUGAUGAAAACCAACAAUCAGAAACUAUGAAUAAGCCUUUAAUAUUCAACUCAGACUGUUUCAAAUGAAAUAUUUAUGUAUUGUAUGUAAAUUGAGGGCAGGUCACCCCAAAUACUGUAGAAUGCUGUUUUACAAGAGGAGAACAAAUACUAAUAUUGUGCAGAUUUGUACAUUGGCGCAGGAACACAAUGUAAACUUAAAGAGUUAUAAUAUUUCUAUGAAUAUUUCCUUAUCGACAGAGCUUUUGGCCUGGAUCUGUGAUUGAAAUGUUCACAUUCAAGAACUGCUGAAUAAAACAGUAAAAAGAGAUGCCACACAGGCAAAAACACCCGCUUCCUUUCAGAUACAAAUCUAACCAACACAAAAGAUACAACCCAGCCAGCUAAUGAUCGAAAAUAUUUACAUUCACACGUUUAUGGGGCGGCAGCCUCAAACAGGCUAAACUUAGCGCCUGCUACCUUUUGCAGCUCAGAAUCAGCUGGCGAUGCAUUAACAGGAUUAUUUGUUAACUCUGCGUCUCAUAGAGAAACAGCCUCUCCUGCCACUGCUUUGACCCAACGGGUUCACAUGGGGAGAGAAAGGAUUGUCUCUGACCAGCAGUGGUUUCGAUUUGCAGCUGUGACAUUGACUGGGAGACUUGUCAUUGCGGGUGGUAGUGACUGUAGAAAGCGUGCUGGGCAGAGGCCACACACAUACAGACACACACCCACACACAGUCUUAUAGAAAUAUUAGUAUAGACGCACUCUCUCCCUCCCUUUGUCCUCUGCAAAGUGGUGAUCGCCCCUCCUCUUGUUCCCCAGGGGAGCACAAACCUGCUGUGCCAUCACAAGCUCGUCCCGUUUCUCCUCUCCCCCCCAAUUCCUCGGCCCUAAUCUCAUCAUAUCUCAUGCACUCAUCUUCCUCACUUCACUUCUCUGCUGUCCUCCUGUAGGACUGCCACACCACCAGGAUAAGGUAUAGCAGAACUGUGUGUUGAUUUCAAGCAUGUGACCUUUCUUGAAAAGUUCUCUUUGUUUCAUCAGACAGCUCUGUUAAAAAUCCAAACAAUAUUUUAGAUCAGAUCUUCCUCCUUGCAGUGCUAUAAAAAAUAAUUUCCUCCUUUACAGAUUUCCUGUUUCUGCUUUGUUUUUUUUUGUUGUUGUUUUUUUUGACGUACUUAUAUUUCAGAUCAGAAAAAUUACAUUAGUUAAAAGAAAAAAGUAGUUUCAAAUUUUUUAUUAUUAAUGGAAAAAAAGCUAUCCAAAAUGGCAAAACCCCAGAACUGUUUCGCCUUACCUUCAAUCAUCUGGGAUAUCUGUCACUGCGUUUUUUACAUCUCUGUGGAGGAAGUAUGGCCCACUCAUCUUUGUUCUAAUUCAGCCCCAUUGGUGGGUUUUCCAACAUAAAAACAUUGUUAAUGCACGCACCACCUCAUACUAACUGGAUACUAACUAGACUCUUUGACAAGUACAAUUUGUUUGGAUGGAAGUUUGCUUUUGGGAUUCUUUUAGCCUACUUCCUGUUGGCUUUCAGGUUCUGUUUAAACAUCUGAGCUUGGCUAGUGAAAGGACAAAAACUGUGGCUGAAAUAAUUAAAUUGUGAUUUAACAAAAACUUCUCUGUUUUUAUUCAAGUUAUGUUUGAAUGAUAUGAAAAAUUCUUGAAGUAUUUAAGUGUAACGAAAAAGCAAAAACAGUCUAAAUCUGAAAGGGGUCUAAUACUUUUUACAACUCUGUAAGAAGGUAAAAAAAAACAACAACAACAAACAUUCAAAACCUGCUUCACAUCAAACAAACAAAAAUACUUCUCCACCCCUGGAUUCAAUCUUAAAAAAAAUAGAUAACAUGCGUUAUUUUGAAUCCAGCUCCAAGUCAAAUCAGAGGCAGAAAUAAAUGCAAAUCAGGUUGUUUUUUUUGUUUUUUUAAAUUAUGAUUUUCCACCAAGUGUGCGCUGCUCGGCUGUAUCUCAAUAUGAAUCCCAAACCAGAGGGGAAUUCAGCAUCACAUCUUGACAGCAAUUAGUGGCACAAUCUGUUCCAUGCUUGCAGAUAUAACUAGGCUUCAGACAGAUCUCACGCUGAAGCGUUACAGCGUUCCCUACAUCUUUAUAUUAUUCAACUGUGGAAGAGAACUAAUGCGCACGAAUCAGCCUACAAAAACCUGACUUAAGCAGCUGUUUCAAUCAAAAAAAGAAAUGGAUACAUGAGUUCUCACCUUACUGUGGCCUUUUGUGUAACAAUCUGGAGUUGUUUUAAUAUUAUGUUGAUUUUGUGUGUAUGCUUGCGUGCGUGUGUGUGUGUGUCCAUGGCUUCCUAUUUAGGCUGUUGAGGAGAUAUUUCUAUUUGUGUUUUGGCUAAAAAAUAACAAAAAAAUAUGAACAAAAAACACAGGAAUACAGAAAUACAUUGUGAUGCAAAGACAUACAAGGAAUAAAUUUGGUUUCAAUAUUUUCCUUUCUUUAAAAUACAAACACAACUAAAAGAAAACAUAUCCGUUAACAUUCACCAAAGCCUGUGAUGCCUGUUUUAAAUAUUCGAUUCUUGUACAAAAACAUAUAAAAGGGCAGAAAAGACUUACAGAUACAUAAAAUGAAGUAUUGCCUUUGAAUAUUCUGGAGGGGAUGGUUUGAAAAAAAGUGAAAUGCUUCUUUAUGAAAAUGUGUAUGUUUUUUAUUCAAUUUUCUAGUAGUUGCAAACAAAUCUUGGUGUUUUUUCUCUCUGUGUGUUGUGUGUUGUCUUAAUAUUUGAAUGUAUUUUACUGCAGUGCGACUUUGCCAAAGAUAUCAUAUCACUUGAUUUCUCUUCAACAACCCUCUGUUUUAUUUUUUGCUCCUGACUGGUAAUUGGUUUUAAUCCCGAAAGCCGGAAAUAAAUGGUGAAUUUGUUAUAAGGCUUAUGUUUUCUAUUUUUAUGGUUAUAUUAUGGUUAUUUAAUUUCCUGGCUUUGAUUUUUACUGUGAAAUUUUGAAUUACAGUUUGCUUGAUGCAUCUCUUCAUACUCAGUCUGUGUACCUGUCCAUCUGUCCACCAGAGUGACUGUUUGUUGGUGAAUUAUUCCAUUUAUGUAUCAGUAAUGUGAAACUGAGAAGUAACUAUUUGUAAAUAUUUGCCAUAAUUUUAUUGGUCCUUCAGAAUAAAAAUAAUUUUUUGGAAGUUAAA
Molecule: messenger RNA, 9963 nt
Organism: Xiphophorus couchianus (Monterrey platyfish)
Lineage: Eukaryota; Metazoa; Chordata; Actinopteri; Cyprinodontiformes; Poeciliidae
Gene: pax5
Product: paired box 5
Exons: 11
Coding region: 1149-2423 (424 amino acids)
Biological process (GO): regulation of transcription by RNA polymerase II; anatomical structure development
Molecular function (GO): DNA-binding transcription factor activity, RNA polymerase II-specific; RNA polymerase II cis-regulatory region sequence-specific DNA binding
Source: RefSeq, a predicted model, not a curated record